Messenger RNA from Penicillium maclennaniae, 1803 nucleotides. RefSeq names its product Y-family DNA polymerase. Gene Ontology annotation, biological process: error-prone translesion synthesis. Gene Ontology annotation, cellular component: nucleus. NCBI's taxonomy places the organism in Eukaryota, Fungi, Ascomycota, Eurotiomycetes, Eurotiales, Aspergillaceae. The record is from RefSeq and is a predicted model, not a curated record. The transcript is spliced from 3 exons. Gene Ontology annotation, molecular function: DNA-directed DNA polymerase activity; damaged DNA binding. The coding region runs from base 1 to 1803 and encodes 600 amino acids.
AUGGCUACUCCGGAUGGUCCGGUCGAUAACAAUGACGAUAAAAAAGAUCGGUCUGACCUGGCGGGCGAGGAUGACUUCGAGACACUGAAAUAUCAGCUCUUGGGACCCUCUUUAACCAAAGCGGGUCAAGAUGCCGUGGAUCAGCAAAAGGUUUCAGAGAUUAUCUAUAAUGCCUCAAAAGGCUCCAAGUUCUUCAAUCAUGAGCAGGAACGAGAUCGCAAUCUUACAGUGAAGAUUGAGCGCAUUCUGAAGGCAAAAGCCCGGCUGGAGAAGCUCGACUUGAGUCAGGAUUUACGACGCGCAGACGAGUACCUCGCGGAGUUGGAACUCAGUCGCGAUCUUUCCCAAUAUGUCAUUCAUGUCGACUGCGAUGCAUUCUUUGCGGCAGUCGAAGAACUCGAUCGGCCGGAGCUGAAAACUGUUCCUAUGGCCGUCGGCAAAGGUGUAUUAACAACGUGCAACUAUGAAGCUCGUAAGUUUGGAGUUCGCAGUGGCAUGGCGUCGUUCGUGGCGAAAAAGCUGUGUCCCAAUCUGGUCCUUCUCCCCCAGAACUACGACAAAUAUGUUGCCAAGGCCACCGAGAUUCGCGCCAUCAUGGCAGAGUAUGACCCGCUUUUCGAGACUGCCAGUGUCGAUGAAGCCUACUUGAAUAUUACGGCCUAUUGUGACGAAAAUCAAAUGGACCCAGAGGAGGCAGUGCAAAACAUGCGCGCGCGAAUCCUUGAGGAGACAAAGGUAUCUGUCUCCGCCGGCAUUGCUGCCAAUGCGAAAAUUGCCAAGAUUGCGUCCAACCAGAAUAAACCGAACGGGCAGUUCCGAGUUGCGAAUACGCGAGAGGCAGUCAUGGUAUUUAUGCGGACUUUACCGGUUCGGAAAGUCAAUGGCGUUGGCCGUGUCUUUGAACGAGAGCUAGGCUCCAUCGGUAUUGUGACGUGUGGAGACAUCUAUCCACACCGUGCCUUGUUGACCAAAUUAUUCGGCGAAAAGGCCUUCCAAUUUCUGGCGCAGUGCUAUCUCGGCCUGGGGCGUACAAACAUCCAACCCAUCGAGGCUAGCGAACGGAAGAGUGUGAGCACAGAGACAACUUUUCAUGCAAUUGACGACAAGGAAGAGCUCCGAGCUAAACUUCGUUGGGCAGCAGACGAGAUGGAAAAGGAUUUGGCCCGCACCCAGUUCAAAGGCCGCACCCUUUGUUUAAAGGUGAAACUUCACACGUUUGAGGUGUUGACCCGCCAAACGUCUCCACCACGCGCUGUCUCCCCUAGCGAAAGAUCUCUGGAGAAGGAGAUUCCAGGAAUGAAGUUGCGGCUUCUAGGUCUUCGAUGCUCAAACCUAGUCAGCACCAAAAAACCUGGCAUCAACUUUUUCGGCAUCGCGACACAGCCCGCACCUGGUUCUGUGCCAACAACGAAGACGCGGAUUCAGAGAGACGAUUAUGAGAUCGGACCGGAAGAAGCGUUUGAGUCGGCAGCCCGACAAGAGGUCCAAGAUGAGAUGAACGACCUGGAAAAGCUAAGCCAAGAGACCGCUCAUUUAUCUGAUGAAGGAGAGUCCAUCAGUGCUAUCGACCCUGACAGUCCACCUGCUCAGUGGGAGUGUCCUAUUUGUGGUCGGCCGCAAGUAGCGGAUGACCGGGUAUUUAACGACCAUAUGGACUUUUGUCUCUCCCGCCAGACCAUCCGUGAGGUUGUCGAUGAUACUUCACAGGAGGAAGCAUCAAUAUUUGCCAGGCGCAAGAGAAAACCCACUCAGACGAGCACUGUCGACAGUAAUGCCCGACAGAAACGACUUUUCUUCCAAUGA